AUGGGAGAGAGGUAACUAGGAGAUCAAAAAACUGCUUGCUUCUCCUUUUUGGCUAGCCGUAACAACCGUUAACUCAGCCAAUCCCCAGCACAGGUUGACGCUGGCGGAGAGUCGGUCUUCUUGGUGGAAGGUCCCCCCACCAAGGGGACGUUUGAAAAAUGCUUGACAGAAGAUGGCCUUCUGAAACUGCUCCUAGAAUUCUUUAUCAGCUGUGAAAUUGGCGUUGGUUAAAAAAAGGGGACUUUAGGCUUGGGAAUCUCACCGAUAAAUUGCCGUGAGCAAAAAAAGUUUUUGAUAUCCAAAAUUACGUUCUCUCUAAAGGGCGACUUCCUACAAAUGUAAUAACUGAUCACAAUUUCAGAAGAGAACCGUGUCACUCAUGCCUAUAUAAUGCCUGCCUUCCUCAACAACCUGCCUGACCAUUAUUACUCAACCUUAUUCAAAUUAAAAUUAAUUCAAUUUGGCGGAGAAAGAAUCAGCCCCAGGUUUAUUGAAAAGGCCCUAAACAGCAAUCCAGACUGUAAGUUUUGUCAAUUAUUUGGAUUCACAGAACACGCCAUUUAUUCAAAUUAUCAAUGGAUCAACGAUAUUUCGGAUAUUGAUUAUGUUGGAAUGCCUUUUGCGAACACUUCUGUCAAAUGUCUGGAUAAUCGAUAUCAAAAAGUGGAUUACAAUCAGAUCGGAUUCUUGUUUACAGCUGGAAUCGGAUUAAGUGAAGCCGGUCAAAGUGGAAAUUAUAUUAAUUUAGAUGGGGAAUGGGUCUACAGGACUGGGGAUCUGUGCGAAUUCACAAUUAAAGGUGUAAAAUUUACUGGAAGAAGCGACGACUGCGAAAAAGUGAGAGGUCACAUGAUAAACCCAACAGAUAUUGAUAAAACCAUCGAAAAAAGCGGGCUUUGUCAUCAAAAUGUUACCGUAAUCUGCGAAGAAAGGGGAGAGAAUCUGAUUGUGAGUUAUUUGAAAUUGAAAAGUAAUCGAACAAUAGAAGAAAUGAGGAGAUAUCUGCAGAAAUCACUUAAAACGUAUAUGAUUCCAAGCUAUAUCAUUCAAAUUCAGGAGUUUUUGUUGAAUUCUAAUGGAAAGGUCGACAAAAAAUGGCUGAAAAACAACUUUAAAGAGUACUUGAAGGAAAGGAGGCCCGAUUUAAAUGACUCCGAAGACGUGUUUUUAUCAAUUUUCCAGGAAAUUUUUGGCGAUAACAUUAAAUACGACAGUAAUUUAUACAAUUAUGGAGUGGAUUCGCUGAAAUUAUUGAAUCUCAUGCAUCGAUUAGAAGAGAAACUGGAUUUAAAAUUUGAUUUCAAACAAAUUAUGGGGGUAAAAACUCCCAGGCAAUUAAAAAAUUGUUUGGAAAUUGACCAAAGAGUAGAGCCAACCUACAAUCAGGAGCAUAUCUGGCUGCUGAGGGAUCUAAAUCCGGAGAUUUUGGAUUAUUAUUGGGUUACUGUAACGUUAAAAUUUAAUGAAAUAAUUGAUCAGGAGAAGUUUAUCAAGGUCAUUGAUGCGAUUGUUGAGGGAAACGAGAGUCUAAAGUAUACCGUAACAAUCGAUGAAAAGGGACUUUUUUUGAAGAAGAUUGAGGAUUCUGAAGACAAAUUGGUCAAAUGGAGAUUCAUUGACGAGAAAAGAGUCCAAAUUCAAGUGGAUCACAUGGCUAUUGAUGGAUUUUCAUUGGGAAUUUUGACAAAAUUACUGGCGGAAAAUUACAAAAGUAAAAAAAUCAAAAAGAUUUCCGCUCCCUCCUUCCUACAGUAUGCCAAGAGAAUUCGGAAAAAGGACAUGACAGAUUCCAGAGACUACUGGAUAAACAGACUAAAACCGGUCAUUUCAAAAAGAUUGCCAGUGCAAUUUGCGAGUAAUUCCACCCCCAAAUACUCCAUUUUUUACGAGAAAUUCAAAUUGCGUUCAGUUGAAGGCUGCACAAUCUUCCAGACAAUUAUAGCUGCGAUGAUAAAACAGAUUCAUUUAGAGAGUAAUCAAGACGAAUUUAUCGUCGGAAUCCCCGUUUUAAAUCGAGAAAAAGAUGAAAUGGAACUAAUCGGAUAUCUGGCCAACACUCUGCCCAUUGUUUUUCGAUACUUUGAGGACCCAGAAAAGAUGAUAAAAGACAUCAAAGAGACCAUGGCCAAUCUCAGAAACCACUCGGAAUACCCAAUACAAUUACUAAAACGGGAUUUAAAUUUAAAAUCAGAUGAGAUUAUCCAGAGAAUGGUCUCAUUUGAAGAUUUCCAUUUAACACAGGUUCAAGAUUUCUUUUCAAUUGAAGAAGGGGAAAAUAAUUAUUUGAAAUUCGAGGAAUGCUGGUACUUCUGGAUCGAAGAUGACGAAUUAAGAUUGAAAUUGGAAUAUGAUGGAAGUAAAUUUAGCGUAACUUAUAUUGAAAAUCAAAUUAAGACGUUCAGACAAGCCUUGAAUCAAAAUAAAAUUGAAAAAUCCACCAGUUCUGAUGAUCAUGAUGAUUUAGAAGCCAGUAUUUAUUAUGAAGCCAGUUCGAAUCCAAUCGAAGAACAGAGCUCUCAAAUCCUCUCAGAAAUUCUCAAAAUAUACAGAGAUGAAUUAAAUAGCAACAACUUUACAAUCACCGACAACUUUUUUGAUUUUGGAGGCCAUUCUUUGACAGCCUCCAAGAUCUCCAAUAAAAUACGGAAAAACCUUGUCUUAAAAUGCCCAACCAAGUUUAUUUUUGAAUUCCAGACAGUGAGAGAGCUGGCUGAGAGAUUAUUGAUGCAAAAACAAAUGAAAGAGAUAUCUUUCCUGGAGAAAACUUUGCUCAAAAGUAUUCAGAGAGCGUCUCCAUCCGUCAAAAACGCGUAUUUUCAUCGAAUUCAAGUGGAAAUUACUGAUUUUAAAGUGGCCAAGGAGAGAAUUCUCAAGCUAAUCAACUCUCAAGAGAUCCUUAGGAGUGAAUUUAUAAGGAAUGACGAUGAUUUUAAAGUGAUCGUGCAUCCCGAAAUCAACGAAAUCUCAUUUCCUUAUAAAGUUAAAAGUCCUGAUUUGGGUCUGGAGACUGUAAACAUUGCUGUAGAAGAUGAUAAAUUACACAUUAAGAUCCAUCAUAUCUGCGCUGAUGGGUAUUCCAUGAAAAUAAUGGAGAAAAUUUUAUUAAAUCUUCCAAUAAAUGGUCAUAAAAUUGAUGAUUUGAGGAGAAAAUUAAACAAAAAAUACAAAGAAAAUCAGGAAAACUGUCAAAAAUUUUGGGAAAGUGAGAUUGGAGAUCCGGGAAAAGAUUUAUUCAAGGAUAAUCCGAAAACAAAAAUUACAAGAAAUAUUUCGAUCAAUUUAGACAAAGAAAGCCUCAUACAGAGACUGAAGAAGGAGAAGAUUUCCUAUAACACACUCUUUUUACACUCUCUCCACCAAACUUUAUCACACUGGAAGAUAAAUUCAGAUGAUCUCCUGUACAUUUGCAUGGUAAAAGACUGCAGAAGUGACGACUCAUUCGAUUUCAUGGGAAAUUUUAUUCAAAUAUUACCCAUAAAAAAUACAAAAAGUAUAAAUCAGAUGAACGAGAAGAUCGAGGAAGCAGAAAAUCACCUUUAUUUUGAUAUUGUAGAUUAUUUAACAGCCAAAAAUGUGAAUUCGGAAGUGAUGUUAGUAUUCGGCGACGAGAAAAUUGAUGGAGAACAUGAUGCCAAAUAUCCGAUGACAUUUUUUGUGGCGUUGCUGGAUGACAAGAUCACAAUUGAUUGUGUUUUUAUGGAUUUUUGGAACGAGGACACUGUAUACUCAAUCUUAAAAACUCUACAAUGUUAUCUACAACAACAAGACCUUGCCCCAGUUCCACACAAAGAAGAUAAGUUUGAUCUGGUCGAUCCGAUUUUUCAAAUUAUCAAUAAAUGCAGGGAAUAUCCAGCGAAAAUUGCACUAAGAUCACCGUCGUAUACUGUAACGUAUCAAGAACUUUACAGAAAAAUAAUAGAGAUAUCCGCAAACAUCAAACGUCAUUUUAUUCAAACUUAUGGCCAGAAUUUGACUGCGGAUACUGUAAUCUGCAUCAUGACCGAGAAUCGACUGGACGGGAUUCUAGCCUUGCUGGCUACCGUACUUUCCGGCGCGGCUUAUCUGUUCGUGGAUCCAGAGACCCCGGAAUAUCGAUUAAAUCGGAUAAUUGAGACCUCGAACGGCCGUAUUUUAAUAUCCACGAGACCCAUCAAUCAUCCCAAAUUUGUUAAUUAUCAUGAUUUAAUUGGAGGGACCCAUCAAACCACGGAUUGUCAUACCUUUUUAUCUGAUCUUUGUUAUGUAAUCUAUACAUCCGGAUCAACUGGAUCACCCAAGGCGGUGGCCAUCGAGAGAAAAUCAUUGGCCAACACUUUAAUCGAUGCCACGGAGUUUAUGAGCGUCGAUUCUAACAGCACUCUACUGCAAUUCACAAAACUUUGCUUUGAUAAUUCAGUCUUGGAGAUCUUCUUGGCCCUGACUAAUGGCUCUACCUUAUUUAUUUACGAGGAAAUCUUCAGUUCUGAGCUGUUUGCAGAGUAUCUGACCAAGUAUAAUAUCACCCACGCCUUUCUGUUCCCUGGCCUUGUCUCCUCUUUUGAUGAAAGUCAGAUUAAAUCCAUGGCUUGCUUGGAUUAUUGGAUUGUCGGAGCUGAGCCGUUAUCUCAAAAACUGUUGGAUCAAGCCUUGAAGUGUAAUAUAAAUAUAAUUCAAAAUUAUGGCCCCACGGAAACGACCUGUUACUCCCUGAGAAAGGUGAUGAAAGCGGGAGAUGAGAGCAAUAAUCUAGGCUCUUCUGUGAUAAACACUCAAUGUUUGGUCAUGAAUAAUAUCAAGUCUAAUAUCAAUGAUGGCAAUUCUAAUGUCCUUAAUAUUGAUUCGAAAGCCACCGACUUUGUUUCCAAUGUUCCUGCCCUCUCCGCACCUCGCCAACUCCUAAUCGGGGGGUCAGGGAUCAUGCGCGGAUAUCUGGGGACACAAGAUAAGCCUUUUGUCAUCGUAAACGGGAACAAGUGAGUGACAGCCUUGUCUUUCUUGAUUUAUAACGCUUCAUGUUUUCAGGUAUUACAAGAGCGGAGAUAUGGUUCGAUUAACCGAGAAAGGGGACAUCUUAUUUUGUGGUCGAAUGGACUCUCAGAUUAAAGUCCGAGGAUUCAGAGUCGACCUUCUGGAGAUCGAGAAGACCAUCAAUCAGAUCAAGGGAAUUUCGGAUGUAAAAGUACUGGUGAUCGACGAUAAUAUCUAUGCAUAUUACGUCUCAAAUGAAGUCAUAUUACCCGCAGAUAUCAAGGAUUACUGCAAGCGAAGACUGGCUUCUUAUGCGAUCCCUGGAAGAUAUGUAAAAGUGGCUUUGAUGCCAUUAACUCCGAACAAUAAAGUGGACAAAGAGAAGCUGAAAAUGAUGGAUACUCAAGGUAAUAAUCGACCGAUACUGACGGAAAAAGACGAAAGAUUACCUCACGAAAAAGGUAAAAUGGAAGAAAUAGGGUCAAAGAGGGCUAUUCGAAGGAUUUGGGGGGAAAUACUGGGAUAUGAUGACAUUAGAGAUGACGAUGACUUUUUCGAAGUUGGAGCCAAUUCUUUAACCGCUACUAAGUUGCUAAAUAAGCUCAAAGAUAUUCGUAUUCACAUCUCAUUCGAAGAUUUUAUCCAAGAUCCUACUGUAAAUGGGAUAUACAGUAAUCAGAAAAUUAAUAAUACUGUAAAUAGCUACACCAAUCAAAACUUUGGACUUUUGAGUUAUCAACAAGAGCAAAUCUACUUCCUCAACUUGUUGAAUGACGAGUAUAAUGUCCUCUUUGUUCAGAUAUUCACCCAUGAAUUGGAUGUAAAGAGAUUACAAGGAGCUAUUAACAGAGUCAUAAAUAAAAACAAAAUUCUGAGGACAAAAUAUACUGUCAAUGAUGACAUGCCGGAGCAAAUUGUUGUAGAAAAUACAGUGAACUUGGAAGUAGAAGAAUGCAAAAACGAUGACAUCCGAGAAGUGGUAAAGAAAUUUGGAAAAAGUAAAUUGAAAAUGGAAGAUAUCCCCAUCAAAAUCAAAAUAUUUAAAAGCGAAGACAAAUAUUAUCUAUUACUGUUGAUGAAUCACAUUGCCACUGACGCUACAUCAACUAAAUUAUUGGAGGGAAAGAUGAGUGACGAGUUUAAUGGAAUUAGCAGUCGCUUACCGGACUUGGAUUACAUUGAUUGGGCUCAGAAUGAGAGGAAAAAGGAGGGAAAGUAUAAGCAAAUGAUGACAGAAUUCAAAGAUUAUUAUAAUUCUAUAAAGACCGAUGCCUUUAGAGAUAAUAAAUUGGAAAAUACGAAAUGGAUCAGGUUCCAGAGGUCGUACAAGUGCAGUAAUAGUAAUAUCUUCCCACUAAUACUUACUCUGAUAUCCAAGAGUUUUAAAGCAAUGUCAGACAGACCCACCAAGAUGAUCAUCGGCUCUCCUUAUCACAAUCGAAGCCCAGAGACCGCACAAACUCUCGGGAACUUUCUCAACAACCUGAUUAUACUCGCUGAAUACGACCCGAACAAAAGUUUUGAUGAGAAUCUUGGGAUAAACAAGGAUAAUAUAAGAAGGGCAAUGAAGUUCGCCUCGCUUCCGUUCUCCUUCCUCAAACAGGUGGACCCGUUUAACGAGCUCUUCCAGGUUUAUGUCAACUGCAGGUAUGAUCUGGAAGAAGAAGCAUCCCUGAAGAUGGAUUGCGCAAUCCAAGGGGGAAUCUCCUUAAUUGAUCCCAUUAAACACUUCCCGGUCGAAUGUCAUAUUGACCAGAGAAGAGGCCAAAUUCAAGUGGAAUGGCUUAUACCCGAUGAUCGGAAAGGGAUUGUAGAAAAAUUUAAUGAGCAAUUUAAAAAAUAUUUGAAACAAAAUUUGAAGGAAAAGGCCAGAAAAAUAUUCGGAGAGCUACUCGGGAGUCAUAGCUUUACAGAUGGUCAACAGUUCUUUGAACUUGGAGGGAAUUCUCUUCAAUUAAUCAGACUGAAACAUCAAGUCAGAAGAGAAAUGGGCAUUGAUAUUGAUUUGAAUCGAAUUAUCCGAGAUUGUUCAGUAAAUUCGAUUUUGUCGGUUGGCUAUAAAGAUCUCGUCAAAGUGUUGAACAAAGGGCACAACAACGUUUUGAUCUUGUUUCCUUCGAUAAUUGGAUCGUUUUGCUAUCAAAAACUCACUCAGAAACUUCUUCAGAAUUCUCCAGAGCUUACUGUAAUAUUGAUUGAACUCGAUGAUGACAUUCCGACAACCCUUGCAGAUUUGGCACAACAAAAUGCCGAUCUGAUUUCCAAUUGUUUUUCCAAAUUUGAGCCCAUCAAUCUAAAUCUGGCUGGAUUUUCAUUCGGUGCAAUUUUGGCCUUCGAAACUGGCCAAAGACUCGAUUUCAAAUUCAAAAAUUUAAUCUCGAUCGAUGGAAUUGCCAAUUCUGGAGUCGUCAAUGCAGAUAUCACCUUUGAAGGCCAUAAAAAUCAUAUGAGAUCAGUCGCCUCAAAUUUUGGAAUAUCUGAUUCCAUUGAAAAUUUGAUCAAUCGUAGCUGGGACCUCUUAAAUUUGGCAAAGAGAUACGAAAUCCCAUUAAAUGUUGUCCCAAACUUUGAUCGAUUGGAGAUUAUCAGAACAGAAAGGAAGGAUUAUGGCUGGCCCUUCAUGGAUACUAUCACUUAUGGGGUGAGGACGCUCUCUUCGAGCCAUGCGGAUCUUCUGGGCUCCCAUCACGAGGAGGUGGCCUUCAUUAUUCAAAAACUUUUUUGA
Bursaphelenchus xylophilus (pine wood nematode) is the source of this 7672-nucleotide messenger RNA. The record is from the annotation of a GenBank genome assembly. NCBI's taxonomy places the organism in Eukaryota, Metazoa, Nematoda, Chromadorea, Rhabditida, Aphelenchoididae.